AUGUACAGGCCAAGGUCCCACUCUCUGGACAGUGGACUUGAUGAGAGCCCCAAGGAGCUGUAUGUGAGACUGAAAGAGCUGUAUGGGAAAUGGAUCCAACCUCAAGGUAAAACAGUGCAGGAAAUUGGUGAAAUCCUUAUUAUGGAACAAUAUUUGAGAAUGUUGUCUCCUGAGCUUCAGGUGUGGAUAAAGGAGCACGGUCCGAAAUCAGCUGCUGACGCUGCCACUUUGGCUGACCUGUUUGUGGCCACCCGGAAAAAGAGCCAGCCAUGGAGUAACGCCGCCUGGAAGCUGCCUCAAUACCACCAGAGGUCAACACCUGGUAAGAAAGCGAUGGAAGGCGACCUCAAGCUGGCCCCCACCUUCACACUGAUCUACAACAGGUCACUGGAGCUGUGUGAAGUCCCCUCCUGCCUCAAGAGCUCCUCUAUCAUCCUGGUCCUCAAGAAACCCUGUAUCACAGGAUUACAUGACUACAGGCCCACUGCCCUACGUCUGGGACUUCCUCUCUUCCAGGCCAGUGCAUUUGCAUUUCUGAUCCCUGCUCAGGCCAUCUUGGGACUGGAACGCUGGACUUGUCCUCCUGAUGCGGAGAUUUAUGGGAACUGGAGUCUUCCUCUGAACACUUCCCACAUCUGGCAGCCUCGUAUGAGAGAGGUGCAGGGAGCCAUCAUAGUGUCCAGUGUGGUGGAGGUGCUGAUCGGUCUGAUCGGACUGCCGGGUUUGCUGUUGGAUUACAUCGGUCCUCUAACAGUCACCCCAACCAUCUCCCUCAUUGGUCUGUCUGUCUUCACCACAGCAGGAGACAGGGCCGGCUCGCACUGGGGCCUGUCCGCACUGUGUAUCCUGCUGAUAGUGGUGUUCUCUCAGUAUUUGAGAGAUUGGGCGCUUCCUGUUCCUGCCUUCAGCAGGAAGAAAGGAUUCAUCGUUUCAAGAGUCUAUCUCUUCAAGAUGUUCCCUAUCAUCCUGGCCAUCAUGGUGGUGUGGUUGGUCUGUUACAUCCUCACCCUGACAGACGUGUUGCCUAGCGACCCGAGCCGUUAUGGACAUAGAGCGCGGACCGAUGCCCGGGGUGACAUCAUGGCCAUGUCACCCUGGUUCAGGGUCCCUUACCCCUGUCAAUGGGGGUUACCCACGGUAACGGUUGCCGGGGUGUUGGGGAUGUUCAGUGCCACUCUGGCGGGUAUUGUGGAGUCUAUUGGUGAUUACUACGCCUGUGCCCGCCUCUCUGGAGCUACGCCUCCUCCAGUCCACGCGAUCAACAGGGGAAUCUUCACUGAGGGUGUAUGUUGCAUCAUCGCUGGUCUUUUGGGAACAGGAAAUGGCUCCACCUCCUCCAGCCCCAACAUUGGCGUUUUGGGCAUCACCAAGGUGGGCAGUAGGCGUGUGGUUCAAUAUGGUGCUGGAAUCAUGUUCUUAUUGGGGUCUGUUGGAAAAUUCACGGCGCUGUUCGCCUCCCUACCAGACCCGAUCCUUGGAGGGAUGUUCUGUACUCUGUUUGGGAUGAUCACUGCAGUGGGUCUGUCCAACCUGCAGAACGUUGACAUGAAUUCUUCCAGGAACCUUUUCAUCCUUGGCUUCUCAAUGUUCUUUGGUCUGACGCUCCCAAAAUACCUGGACACACACCCUGGCAGUGUACAAACAGGGGUGACAGAGUUGGACCAAGUCCUCACGGUUCUCCUCUCCACUGAGAUGUUUGUAGGAGGACUGCUGGCAUUCUGUCUAGACAACACUAUACCAGGCACCAGAGUGGAGCGUGGUCUGUUGAACUGGAGGUCAGAGUCCUCUGGCACCUCCUCUUCUAAUAACCCCACCGGUGAGCAGACCUCCUCCUACGACUUUCCUCUGGGGAUGGGUUUGGUGAGGAGAGCCCAGUGGCUGCGCUGGAUUCCCAUCUGCCCCAGUUUCCAGGGAUAUAAGGUGCUUUUUCAGGUGCCUCCUCCAGAGGGGGAGACGGAGGAGGAGGAGGAGGAGAAGCCAGUUAAAACUAGUACCAAAGUUUAGAUCUGCAAACAAAUGCAUCAAAUGCCCCGUCUGGUCUUCACAAGUUUUAUCAAAUUCGUUCAUCAGCAUGUAGAAGUUUAUGAAUAUCACCCCUAAUCACAGAUCAGCCAUUCACAUUCAUUUGUCAUAAAAGAGGUAACUACAGUGAACUACACGGCACAGCACACCCUGUCCUUCAGUCCUUGGUUAGGAUCAGGGGAAACUCCAAGGAAAAUAAAAUGCGGAAAACUUCAGAGGAGCGAGUCUUGUUCCAGGAUGGAGAGAUGUGGAGAGGCGUGUAACAGAUGUGGAAGUAAAAAUGCCGUUCAUAAUCACCGUAGGGAAUGUGAUUUUCAGUCAUCAUGUACGAACCAUACAAACUGCACUUACCAUGAACUCCCAGAUUGGGAAGUGUUUCUGUAGAAGUCAUAAGUCAGUCUGAUUUCAACCUUGCUUUUAAGAAAUCACGUUUUAUUCCCGAAUUCCUGGUGGAAACUACGCCACCUACAGUCCUAAAGGGAUUUCCAGCAGUCAGAGACGUUACUGUUGCCAUGGAGACGUACGCCAUGUUGGAAGCCAGAACGUAGGGAAGUAAGGUGUUCUGGGUCGGCUGACAAGCUGCUCUGCCAUGUGGUCUCUGCCAGACGUGAUAAGUCACUGCACACUACGACGCAGGAGAACACGUGUAGGAGGAACCGCAUCGACUGUGGAAGCUGGUUGAAACUAGUUGGAUGCGAGGGGGACGAGAUCUUGUGGCGCCAUUUGCAAUGCCAUUUGUGAAGACCAGUUCAUUCCCUCUUUAAUGACGUUGAGGACAGUCUUGUGUCUUUGUCUUUCUUUCUGUUUUUCUUUGUGUUUUGCUGGUCAUGAGUCGUCAUAAGGCCAUGAUUCAUCUCGUAGCAGGUUGCAUCGAUCCAACAUUUAAAGCUCUUUAUAAAGGUAUUUUCUGAAAUGUCUCUGGAGAAAAUGUGUGGGACAUUUAGGGUGACGCUUGAGUUCUGGAGAUGUCCAAUGGACAGAAUAGGCGAGGAAGAAAGAGAUGUACAAAUAAAACUCUCAGAGAUCAUGAAAGAGUGUCAACUGCAUCUGUGACGUGAGAAGGAAACCAGUCUGAAACCCCUUUGAGCCUGACGGGAACCUGUCGGCACGGGAACAGGUAGCAGCUGGGAAUCAGACGGGAAUCCGAUGGGAAUCAGACGGGAAUCCGAUGGGAAGGUUUUACAUGUUAUGAAGUGAAUGUAAAAAACACAAAGACAAAACCAAUCGAUUCUUUUUUAAUCUAUCGUUUCACUGCAUGUACACAAUCAGAGAAAUGUCUAAUCUGUGAGGCAGACCGUCAACAGACAACAAAACGUGUAAAGUUCAUGACAAGACUUUUCCUAGCUGUAUGCUUUUGUUUAAAUGAUGAAAUUCAAAUAAAACGGUAAACAUGA
Messenger RNA from Lampris incognitus (smalleye Pacific opah), 3416 nucleotides. RefSeq names its product solute carrier family 23 member 1 (gene slc23a1). Gene Ontology annotation, molecular function: transmembrane transporter activity. The record is from RefSeq and is a predicted model, not a curated record. Gene Ontology annotation, cellular component: membrane. Bases 1 to 2004 code for a protein of 667 amino acids. The transcript is spliced from 14 exons. Gene Ontology annotation, biological process: transmembrane transport. Lineage: Eukaryota; Metazoa; Chordata; Actinopteri; Lampriformes; Lampridae.